Miscanthus lutarioriparius is the source of this 3711-nucleotide messenger RNA. Lineage: Eukaryota; Viridiplantae; Streptophyta; Magnoliopsida; Poales; Poaceae. The record is from the annotation of a GenBank genome assembly.
AUGGCGACGGAGCUGCUCCCCGUGGUGGACAUCGGGGCGCUCUCGCAGCUCGACCUGGACGCGCUCGCCGCCGCCUCCGCGCACGCCCUCGUGCCGCGGACCUGCCCCGACGCCGACCCGCUCCCGCCCCUCAAGAUCGACCGCGCUGUCUUCAACGAGAGCGCCGGUUCCCGGAAGCAGACCUUCUCCCGCCUCCGCCUCGGCGCCGCCGCCGCGUCCUCCUCCUCGCCCUCGCCCGCCCGUCACACCUCCUCCGCGCAGUCGUCCGCCGGGCGGGAGUACGACCCCGAGGGCGAAAUCGUCGCGUACCACCUCCGCCGCCUCUUCGUCCCCGAUGACCCCUCGCUCCCGCCCCCUCCCGAGCCCCAAACCCUAGCCCUACUACAAGAACCCUCCUCCCCUCCGCCGCCGCCCCCCGACCCCGACCGGGAGACCACCAAUGCCAAGGGCGUCUCCGUUGACCUGCUCAGGCUUGCGGGGAUGGUGGACCCCUACGAUGCCGAGCUGCACAGGCGGACGGCCGGGAUGGCUUCCGAGACCGAGCUGCAGGGUUUCAUCGACAGCCUUGCAGGGAAGUUUGUCAGCCAGAGGCAGCGGAGGAAGAAUGUGGACGCCUCCUUCUUUGGGAAUCACCUCCCUCGCGGGUGGAAGCUGCAGCUCGGGCUCAAGCGAAAGGGGGGACUCGUCUGGGUGCGCUGCUUCAGAUACGUGAGCCCCAAGGGAAGUCAGUUUUCUACUUGCAAGGAGGUUUCUGCAUACCUCAUGUCACUUCUUGGGUAUCCAGAGCUCAAACCAGCCACUAUUCAGUAUGAAAGCACAGGACAACAUUACUUGAGUGUUAACGAUGGUGUUUUAGGUGUUCAAGAUCAAAUUGGUUCAAUUAUGGACAAGACAAAUGUACAUUCAGUUUCUUCUCUUGCCUUGUCCAGCUAUUCCAGUGAUCCAAACGAUGUGGAUGAAAGGAAUGCAGACAAAGUAAAUGCUUAUGAAUGCCAGAAAUGCAAUUUGACCUUUGGUGACCGGACUUCAUAUGUACAGCACCAUUUGUCAUAUCAUGAAAUGAGUGCUAAGAGGCGCAGGACUGGCAAGUUUGGUGAGCCAGUAGUAGGGAAAGAUGGUAAGUUUGAAUGCCCUAUUUGUUGUAAGACCUUUGAAGAGGAAUCACGUUACUUUGGCCAUGUCGGAUCUCAUGCAAGGUACGAAGGGUUGACUCCUGAAGCAUUUCUAGAUAAGGCUACUUCCAGAAGGGCAACUAAUGAUUCCUCGGCGGAAAUUUCAUUUAGUCUUCAGGAGUUGACUGAAUCACAUGGACAGAACAACAAGGUUUCUUAUGGUGAAGCAGGCUUUCAGCACCACAAUCAUUCAAACGAACAUGGUGACAAUAACUCUACAGUCACUGAGCUUUUUAGUACAAAUUAUUCAGAUAAUUUCAUUAGGCCAAAUAAAACUUGGAGUAGGCCUGAAGUGGGUCCUUCCUUUAAUGAUGCUCCAAGUGUAUGUAGAUAUACAAAUUUUACAGGCCAUGCUGAUGUGACAGUUCCAGAAAGGGCAUCGAUCUCCAAUAAUCAAUCUGUUAGCAACAUUAGUAGCUUUGCGGGAGUGGCUAUGUUUAGUGAUCAGCCGGGAAGUAACCAUGUUGUCAGAUCUACUGCCUUUGGAACAGCCAAUCAUUAUCAGGACCAGAUUAUUGAUCGUGGCAAGGCUGCUCUGAGGCGUGCUGACAAUAAUACUGUGAAACCAAGAGAUGUCAACCUCAAUUCAUGUGUAAAUACAAUAUCUUUCCCUAUUGCUAAUGCAAAUAAUGAAACAUCAGCUGCCCUUAAUGAAGCUAAUCGGUCAUCUUCUACUGCAAAAUGUUUUAGUGGCAGUUUCAAUAACAAUGAUGGUGCAUCUAGUGCGUCUUCCUGUUGCGGAUCGACCAAUAAAAUAUCUAGUUCAUUUGGCACAGCAAGCAAAACCCAAGCUGUUGGCUCCAGAUGCAUUGGUGCAAGCUAUGAGCCUUAUGGUGAAAAUUUUGGUGCUCUUAAAGAUAACCCUUUUGCAAGCAAGAACAAUACCGCAGUGUAUCAGUCCAAUUUGGGCACACCACCUGUCUAUGCUGUGGCAACUAGGGCAGAUUGUUUUGCUUCUGGUUCAAUGCAGACAAAGAAUAGUGAUAAAGAACUUGCAUCCAGUUUUACUGAAAAGGGUUUUGCACAGUUCAGUAACAGUUUUACUCACACAAAGCCCAAUUCUUCUGGCCGUUGUUCACUACCUGCACCAAAAACUCCAACAAAUGGAAGUGAUAUCAAUUGCAUCAAGGGCUCUUCAGUUAGUAGAGGUGAUGUUAGCUUCACAAGGGGCUCAUUUGUCAAUAGACCCAUCAACAACAAUGAACCAAAUGUAGCUAGGCUUGAGGUGAUGGGAAAGUUGAAUAAUGAGAUGCAAAACCACUAUAAUGAUCAUGCUCCUGGUUUUGACCCUCAUGCUGCAGCUAGUGCUAGCCGGAAUGCCAAUGGCCUUGUGUCUAUGCAGACCAAUUUUGGUCGCAUGUCCUCUACAGUUCAAUCUGUUGCUGAUGUUUCAGUGACUAGCACAUCUCAAGAUCAGUGUGAUUUGCAACUUGGAUUUGGUGCACAGAAGCAGCAGAUAUUUUCUAGCCAUGGACAGCUUAGAAUGGCUACAGCUGGAUCCCCUCUGCCUGGGAGCAUUUCCAAAAAAAAUUCUGUACCCACUGAAUCCUCACAGUUUGGGAGCAUGGAUGGGCCUAAAUCUUUCCCCACUGGAACAUCUCAGUUUGGGGGCUUUGCAAGGCCUACUUUGGUGCCUGCUGCACCUUCUCAGUUUGGGAGCAUGGCUCAACCUAAUCAUGCGCAUUCUGCUCAAUGCUCAAGCUUGGUUCAACCGAAUUCUAUUCCUCCUGCUGAAUCCUCUCAGUUUGGAAGCAAAGCCCAAUCUAGUUCUGUACCCCCUGCUAAAACCUCUCAGUUCAGGGGCAUGGCUGGACCAAAUUCUGUACCUCCUGCUCAGUCCUCUCAGUUUGGGAGCAUGACUAGACCUAAUUCUGUACCUCCUGAAUCUUCUCAGUCUUUUGGGAGCACGGCUCGACCAAAUUCUGUAACUCCAGAAUCCUCACAGUUUGGGAGCAUGGCCAGACCAAAUUCUGUACCUCCUGUGUCGUCACAGUUUGUUAACAUGCCCAGUCAAAAUUUUGUGAGCGCAUCCGAACCAACUCUAGUUUUGGGGUAUGCACCGCAGAUUGGAAGUGGCCCUCCACCUCAAGUCCACAGCCUAGUUCUUUUGGCUUCAUUUGCCCCACCUGUAAAGAUCGGAUGUCUGGUCAUAACAAUGUGCCCAACAAUGGUUCAUGGCAGCCUUGAGAGGACUGAAAAUUGUCUGCACAAGCAGCAGUGGUCUGCCUUUGAGUGGACUGUCAAGGAAUGGAUGGUAUCUGUAUCGACAAGUUCACCGGUUGGCAUUACAUCUGAAAUUUUGCUGCUCUCAGAUGACCCAACCAAUUUUCCAUUGGGCUCCGAGGAACCAAGGAUGUUGCUACUCAGGGGCGACGACCAUGACCCCAUCGUCGUCAUCGUCGUCGAGGGUGGUGGUGGUCCUGCUGAGGUUCGGAUUGGAGAUCAGGUGGAUGGUCUGUCUCUGGCAACCGUGGCCGUGGCAAGCCGGCUGUUUAGCGUCAGGCGGCGCGGCGAGAGAGACCGUUCCUAUUACGAGUAG